AUGGAAGAAAAAAGUAAACGAGGAGAUGUAGAUGAUUAUUCUGUUAUGGAGAAUGACCUUUAUAUUGAAAAAGUACUUUUAUUUCAACAAAGGGAAUGUUGUUCAGCAACACAUAUCAAUGUACCAAAAUGUAAAAAAUUUCUUACACGAAUUGUUGCUGCAAUGAAUAAAGGAGAUAUUUUUAAUGAUGAAGAAUCUACGGAAAUUUUCUUUGCAUUAACUAAAUUAUUUAUGUCAAAAGAUUUAACAAUGAGAAGAUUGUUAUAUGUCGUUCUUAAUGAUAUGAUUCCUUUGACAUCAAAUUCAUUUAUAAUUGUUAAUAGUGUAUCAAAGGAUCUUAGUGAUAAAAUUGAUUCAUUUAGAUGUAGUUCAUUACGUUGUUUGAGUAGAUUAAUGACUCCACAAAUAGCUCCAGCUAUUGAGAGGUUUUUCAAACAAACAUUAGUUGAUAGUAAUUUAUCAGUACAAAUAGCUUCAUUAAUUUGUUGUCUUAAAUUACCUAUUGAUAUUGUUCAAAAAUAUUUACCAGAAAUAAAUUCAUGUGUAGAUAGUCCUAAUGCAUUAGUACAAUAUCAUGCAACUCGUUUAUUUUUCUAUGUAAAACAAAAUGACCAACAUUCAUUAUUAAGAUUUAUUACAACUAAAGCUACAACAAUCACUUCUUGUUUUGCCCAAAUGGAAUUAAUAAGAACAGCAUUAAAAUUAUACCAACAAAAUACAACAAAAGAUGAAAGUAUGAUAAAUUUCAUUGUUAAUAUUACAUCAGGUGCAACUGAUAUGAUUAUUGUUGAAUCACUUCGUGCAUUACUUAAAGUAAAUCAUACUAAAGGACUUAUUAAACUUACACCAAAACUUCAAAAAUUAUUACAAUCAUCUUCAACAUGUACAAAAUUUGCAGGUAUUAGAAUUGUUAAUGAAUUAGCUGUAAAAGCACCAGAAGUAAUUGUUACUUUAAGAAGUGAUAUUGAGUCAUUAAUAAAAGAAAAAAAUCGUGCUAUUGUUACUUUAGCUACUUCAGCUGCUUUAAGAAUUGCUACAGAAAAGAAUAUAGAAAAAUUAUUAAAGAAAAUUGGUAAAUUCAUUCAAGGACUUCCAGAUACAUUUAGAAUACAAGUAUUAGAUACUAUUGAACAAACAGCUACAAAAUAUCCAAAUAAACAUUCAUUUUUAUUAAAUUUCCUUGGAGGGUUAUUAGGUAUUAAAGGAAUUAAAUUUGUUAAUGCAGUUAUAUCAGUGAUGUAUAAUAUUUGUUGUGUAUCAACUGAGUUCAAAGAACAAAUGUUACUCAUCUUAGGAGAUUUUAUUGAAGAUUGUCAAUAUGAACAAAUUAUUCAAAGAGUUAUUAAUAUUAUGGGAGAAAUUGGACCAGAAUGUAAUAAUCGCGUUAAAUUAAUGAGAAUUAUUUAUAACAGAAUUAUAUUAGAAGGUCCAAAUGUACGUGCUACAGCUGUUUCAGCAUUAUAUAAAUUUAUUAAAAAUGAAGAAGAUGUGAAUAAUGUAAAAGAUUUAAUGCAAAAAUGUGUUAAUGAUGAAAAUGAUGAAGUAAGAAGUCGUGCAUUAUUUUAUCUUAAUAUUAUAAAUUCACAAAUUACUACAACAUUAGAGAAAUGUAUUAUUGAUGAUUUCCCAUUUGAUAAUAUUGAAAUAGCAUUAAAUCAAUAUAUUGAAACAGGAAACUUUGAGACAGAGUUUUCAUUUGAUUCAAUUAGUAAAGUUACUCAAGAACAAAUUCAAAACCAAGAAGAAGAACAAAAGAAUCAACAAAUUGAAAAUGAAAAUCAAAAGAAAAUGGAAGAAAUAUUUGGUAAUUUAGGUAAACCAAUUAAAAGUUGUCCUGAAAUAUUAAUUAGUGGAAUUGAUACUGAAUAUCAAGUUUCUGUAACAAAGAUAUUAUAUGAAAGACAUAUUGCUUUAAAAUGUAUGAUCAAAAAUACACUCAAUGAAUAUCAAUUAGAAAAUGUUACAAUUAAUAUUACUGGACAACUCAAACAUUAUAAAAUGGUUAAAAAUAUUAAAAUUAAUAAUCUACCACCACAAUGUGAAGAUAUGGCUGUUAUUAUACUUGAAAAAGAUAAAAAUGAACCAGAAAAUAUUCCAUUACAAAUGACUUAUACAAUGAGAGAAAUUAAUACUAUUACUGGAGAAUUAACAGAAAGUGUACAAGAAGAUGAAUAUCCACUAGAUUCAAUUCAAAUUAAAAUGGCUGAUUUUAUUCAAGAAUAUCAUGUUGAAAAUUGGAAUGAAGAAUGGAAUAACAUUCCUGUACAAAAUGAAAAGAAAACAGUUAUUAAAUUCCCAAAUGUUUCUACAAUUAAAGAAGCUGUUGAAAAAAUAAAAUUACAUUUUGACUUAAGAGUUGUUGAUGGAAGUGAUGUUGUUUCUGAAGGUGCUAGAAAACAUAUUUUGUAUUUGGCUGGAAUGAUGAAAGGUGAAGUAGUCAUGAUUCGGGUAAGGCUGAUGAUUGAUAAAACCAAUCAAGUUCCAAUUGAAGUAUGUAUUCGUUCUCCAUCACUGGAACUAUCACAAAGUCUUUAUGAAACUUUAUAA
Molecule: messenger RNA, 2547 nt
Organism: Entamoeba histolytica HM-1:IMSS
Lineage: Eukaryota; Evosea; Mastigamoebida; Endamoebidae
Product: Coatomer gamma subunit, putative
Exons: 1
Coding region: 1-2547 (848 amino acids)
Biological process (GO): protein secretion; intra-Golgi vesicle-mediated transport; endoplasmic reticulum to Golgi vesicle-mediated transport
Cellular component (GO): Golgi membrane; endoplasmic reticulum-Golgi intermediate compartment; COPI vesicle coat
Molecular function (GO): structural molecule activity
Source: RefSeq, a predicted model, not a curated record